This is a messenger RNA of Laetiporus sulphureus 93-53, 2378 nucleotides long. Its product is annotated as vacuolar protein 8. Bases 251 to 2128 code for a protein of 625 amino acids. Lineage: Eukaryota; Fungi; Basidiomycota; Agaricomycetes; Polyporales; Laetiporaceae. Gene Ontology annotation, molecular function: protein-membrane adaptor activity; protein binding. Gene Ontology annotation, biological process: nucleus-vacuole junction assembly; vacuole inheritance. Gene Ontology annotation, cellular component: fungal-type vacuole membrane. The record is from RefSeq and is a predicted model, not a curated record. The transcript has 11 exons.
CUCCUCUCUAGUCCUCCAGAGUCUCCUCAUUCUGCUUCCAGAGGGCUCUGAAUCGGCACAACGCAGUAUUUCCUAAUCAUCGAGACUGCGUAGCCAGCAUUCCGCGUCUGCGACAAUCAACGUCCUAAUUGAGUGAUUGUCUCCACCAAGCUGCACGUGGCGGUGGUCUGCAACCAUUGGUCGGCUCUUCUAUACGACGCACACAUUGCCUUCCUUCUGUCCCCUCACCUUCCGCAUAGUGCCCUCGACGAUGGGUGUCGUUUCUAGCUGCUGCGAGUCAUGUUUCCACUCACGCAAAUCGCAAUCGUAUGAGCCGCUCCUGCUCGAGAAUGAACGGGAGGCGGUUGCGGAUCUCUUGCAAUACCUAGAAAAUCGAACCACGACUAAUUUCUUCUCCGGCUCGCCACUGUCUGCCCUCACGACACUCUCCUUUUCCGACAACGUCGACUUGCAGCGAAGUGCUGCACUCGCGUUCGCCGAAAUUACAGAGAAGGAGGUCCGCCCAGUAGGACGAGACACGCUCGACCCAAUUCUCUUCCUUCUUAGCAGCCAUGAUACGGAGGUGCAGCGCGCAGCUAGUGCUGCGCUCGGAAACCUCGCUGUUAAUACGGACAACAAGCUGCUGAUUGUAAAACUGGGCGGACUGGAGCCUCUCAUUCGCCAAAUGCUGAGCCCGAAUGUUGAGGUGCAGUGCAAUGCGGUGGGAUGCGUGACAAAUUUGGCGACACACGACGACAACAAGACGAAGAUCGCCAAGUCUGGUGCCUUGGUACCCCUCACUCGUUUAGCUCGCUCGAAGGAUAUGCGUGUUCAGCGCAACGCCACGGGCGCUUUGUUGAACAUGACCCAUUCCGACGAGAAUCGGCAGCAGCUCGUCAAUGCAGGCGCUAUUCCGGUGCUUGUAAGCCUAUUGAACUCUCCAGACACCGACGUGCAGUACUACUGUACGACGGCGUUGAGUAACAUUGCUGUCGAUGCCGUAAACCGGAAGAAGCUCGCGCAGAGCGAGCCGAAGCUGGUAACGAGUUUAGUGCAGCUCAUGGACAGUCCAAGUCUCAAAGUACAGUGCCAAGCAGCACUCGCGCUACGAAAUCUUGCUAGUGACGAGAAGUACCAGCUGGAGAUUGUGAAGGCAGACGGUUUACAACAUCUGCUUCGGCUGCUGCAGUCAACCUACUUGCCGUUGAUCCUGUCAUCCGCGGCGUGUGUGCGGAACGUGUCCAUUCACCCGCAGAAUGAGUCUCCCAUCAUUGAAUCCGGCUUCCUUCAGCCAUUAAUUAACCUCUUGUCGUUCAAAGACAAUGAGGAGGUACAAUGUCAUGCGAUCUCCACGCUGAGAAAUCUUGCGGCAAGCUCCGAGAAGAAUAAGCAGGCGAUUGUGAAGGCGGGCGCAGUACAAAGUAUCAAAGAACUUUUGCUCGAAGUUCCAAUGAACGUGCAAAGCGAGAUGACGGCGUGCAUUGCAGUAUUGGCACUGAGUGAUGAAUUGAAGGGACAGCUGCUCGAGAUGGGAAUCUGCGAAGUACUAAUUCCUCUCACAAACUCCCCGAGUUCCGAGGUGCAGGGCAAUAGUGCUGCAGCUUUGGGCAAUCUGUCAUCCAAAGAUGGAAGAACUACCAGCGAUGACUAUUCUGCAUUCAACGAGGUUUGGGACAAGCCGGACGGCGGCAUGCACCGAUAUCUCUACCGGUUCUUGACCAGUCCAGAUGCUACAUUCCAGCACAUCGCCGUAUGGACGAUUGUACAGCUGCUCGAGUCCGGAGAUCCACAGUUGAUCAGCAACAUACGCAGUUCAAAUCUCCUCGUCCCCAAUAUCCGGCAGCUUGCACAGACUCGCCCGUCGUCACCAACGUCGUCCGUCGGUGGUACGCCGCACUCGCACCAUUCGCAAGCUCACUCGUACCAGGACACAGAGACCGGCGAUGGGCAGGGCGAGAUUCAGAUGCUGGCGCGGCGCAUACUCGAGAUCACCGAAGAGGAAAGCGAUGGUGCAAUGACUCCCAGUGCUGCUGCUUCGCAGAUGCAGGCGGCCUCCCUGCGAGAACAUGAGGGCAGCAUUGGGCGCGAACAUGAGGAACUUCGGAAGAGCGUGAGGGAAGCCUUUUCGGGCAACUCCAUGGGGCACUAAAUUUUCGAUUGUUGAUGCUGGGUGGAGGUCUUGAACGGACAAUGAUGAGGGAACAAUUGCAUGUCUUGCGUCGCUUUGUAGAUUCCUCAUUAUCGAACGCACGUGCAUGGCAUGUGUGCUCUUUUCUGCAUUCUCUGUGUGUUUACAUUUUCCGGCUUGGGGGGAGGGGGGGGGGGUGACUAGGUGUUGCACUUGUCUGCGUCUGUACGUAUAUAUUAAUUGCCUGUUUCCAAUCGCUCCCUCGUCCCCU